Messenger RNA from Sarcophilus harrisii (Tasmanian devil), 1605 nucleotides. RefSeq names its product WD repeat domain 31 (gene WDR31). Bases 524 to 1555 code for a protein of 343 amino acids. NCBI's taxonomy places the organism in Eukaryota, Metazoa, Chordata, Mammalia, Dasyuromorphia, Dasyuridae. The transcript is spliced from 12 exons. Gene Ontology annotation, molecular function: protein binding. The record is from RefSeq and is a predicted model, not a curated record.
UGCCGCCCGGACGCACUUCGCAGACGCACGGGCGCCCUAACGACGGGCGCCUCGUUGCUAAGGGACGGCUAGAAGAACUCCUGCGCGCAUGGAGACUAGAAGUCGCAGACCAGAGGCCUCUUCACCAUCCCUGACAUGACAAGGAAUUGGCCAUCAGAAUCAUUUCUCCCAGAACAAGCUUUGGAAAUCUUUAGAUAUAUCCUUUUGCCACGCAGAUCUGGCAGGAUUUGGGAUCUGCAUUCUCUUUCUCCUGCCUUUCUCCCUCCCCCUGCCAAAAGAAAAAGAAAUAAGGACAAAAUUCAUUACAAACCAUACAGUCAACAAAACGAAUUCCCACAUUGACCAGCCUACAGAUGCUUUUUACAAAUAAAGUAUUAUCAUUUGAAGACUUAAGAACCCAAUCAAAUUAUUUCAACCUGAGAACAGUGUAAUUACAACACCAAAGAUUCCCAGGAAUGCCAGCUCAGAUGUGCCAGCAGUGGCAGGCGGCAUUGGCAAAGGUGUUGACUGAGUGCUUUGAACCAUGGGAAAACUCCAGAGUAAAAUCAAACAUAACACCUACAAAUACAGAACUGAAGGAUAUGUGGAAGAGAAUGGUUGCACUAACGUGGUCGAGGAGUACAAACAAGCUCAUACUGAUGCUGUCAACUCAGUUACUGCUCUGAAUUCAGACAUUUGUGUUUCAGGAGGAAGAGAUAAGAUAGUUGUGGCCUACAACUGGAGAACUGGAGAUACAAUGAAACAGUUCAAAGGACAUGAACGGGAAAUCACCAAGGUAGCCUGUGUUUUUGGAUCAAACCAAUUUUUCAGUGCGUCUCGUGACAAGACAGCAAUACUAUGGGAAUUGAAUGGAAAUUCUCAACCAAUUCAACAGUUUCCAGGCCAUGACAUGGUUGUUACAGGCUUAGCUGUGAAUCCAGAUUCUUCACAGAUAUGUACUGGUUCUCGGGACAAUACUCUCUGCAUGUGGGAUGUAAAGACUGGAGAAUGUCUUCAGAAAGCUACUAUUUCAAGAAAUCUGGUUACUCAUCUGUGCUGGAUCCCUAGAGAAUCACUUUUUCUCCAGACCUCAGAAGAUAAAACUAUCAGAAUUUGGGACAGUCGGAAGUUACAAGUGGCCCAUAAAUUUCCAGUAAAGCAACACAUUCAGACUUACUGUGACGUCAGUCCAGAUGGUUAUUACUGUAUCUCCUGUAGCAGUGGCUUUGGAGGAGAAGGCUGUGAAGCAACACUGUGGGACCUAAGACAAACUAGAAGUAAAAUAUGUGAGUACAAAGGGCAUUUUCAGACAGUGACAUCCUGUGUCUUCCUGCCGAAUGGGUUAUCUCUGAUACCAGCAAUUGCCACCUCAUCAUAUGAUAACAAGGUGAAGAUUUGGAACCAAUAUACUGGAGCCUGCCUUUUCACCCUCCCUCUGGAUGGAUCUGGCCCUUUGGUUUCCUUGGCCGUCUGUGACACUUCCUCCCUUCUUUGUGCAAGUUUCAACUCUGGAAUUCACUUACUUAGGAUCCAUAACAGCAGAGGGCUGCAGAUGCAGGAAGUGGCCAAGUUUUGAUGCCCUGGAACCUUCCUUUGUAAAGGAACCUGGGGCAAAAACAAAUCCUG